GGAACGCCUUCAAGAUAAGGGUGACCAAUCACUUUGUGUAGUACAACACCCUGCAUCUCUAUAAAGCAUCAGCUGCAUCUCCGCUUGUAGACAUACGCUUCUAGAUACCCAACUCAACAGGCAAAGAUGGCGAUCAUUACAGUGUGGACAUUUCUUCUGUUGACCUCUGGUGUGGCCGGAGAGAUGAAAACGGGUGGUGGUCGCUCUGUCUCUCCUCCGAUUCCCCUGAACAUGGCCCCUGACUCUGUUGACGACAUGUACAACGGCUGUGGAAAGGAAAUGUCCGGGCUGGUAGAGAACAAAUAUCUUGAGGAGGAGAAAAACACAACUACAAACUUCAAUGCUUCCUGGACAAUGGCAGAAAGGUGUGCAAGAAACAAGACCAUUAGAGACAAUCUUAAACUGAAGCAUGUCCAGGCUAUCUGUGCUUACACUGCAGGACAACCAACAAUAUACAAAGAUUUUAACCAAGCAUGUUUUACCAACAAGAGCAUCUACACCUCUGCCUUCAAGUUCCACUCCCUGCAUUUCCUGCUGACUGAAGCUAUUCUCCUCCUGAAACAAAAUCCAGACCAACGGAGCUGUUGCACCACAUACAGAAGAACUAAAUUGAACUUUACAGGUGAAGUGAACAAGGAAAUCCGUUUUGGCUCAUUUGCCUCCAGCUCUUUCUUAAAGAACUUGACACAUUUUGGAGAGAAGUCCUGCUUUGAGAUAAAUACAUGUUUUGGCGCUUCCCUCAAAUCCUACCCAGCGAUGGGAGAUUAUGAAAAGGAGGUGUUGAUUCCACCCUAUGAAGUGUUCAACAUUACAGCCGUAAUCAAGAAAGAAGAAGUGAAGGAUCUUUGGUGUGAUGUUGUGUACAAACUACAGGGUAACAAAACACUGAGUGACCUGAAUUGCAAAAUGGUCAAGUCACUCCAAAUAGGGUGAAAUAAAACCAGCACAUCUGCUCUCCUACAGUCGGUAAAACAUCAUCAGCAGGUUACAGUACACCCUUCCUCAAGUUCCUUUCAUCAUAAAUAGAGAAUGAUCAAUCAUUCCCAAAUCUCAGCUGUUAUGCUACUGUCAACAUGGCGUGAUUUGCAUUGCUUGCUCAAUUAAGGCAUGUUUUGCACAUAUUAGGAUUCUUCUUUUAUGAUAUUGUUGACAUUGUUCAGCAUGUGCAUGCAGCUUUUGCUUUGGUCAAUAAAUAAAACAUGAUUAUAUGUGAUAGAUUGGAAAUUAAAUGAAAGUAGUGUUAGGUUAAGCUCUUUGUGUAUGAGAAGAGUAUAAUGAUUUAGUGGACUGCAGUGGACUGUAGGAAUGUGUACUCCCAAUAACUCUCCUGACUGAUAAGUCCUGUGGUGUGCACGGAGGAGCAUGGAGAAAUCCUGGCUGAUGUUAAAGUAGUGAAGUACAUCUUUGUGGAAGGGAGGGGGUGAGGUCUAAGUGUAUAAGUGGACACUGCACUGUAUUGAAUGUACUGUAUUCCGAUGUGCAUCUUCACUGAGUAAACAUUUGAAACGUCA
Salvelinus fontinalis (brook trout) is the source of this 1511-nucleotide messenger RNA. RefSeq names its product ecto-ADP-ribosyltransferase 4-like. NCBI's taxonomy places the organism in Eukaryota, Metazoa, Chordata, Actinopteri, Salmoniformes, Salmonidae. Gene Ontology annotation, molecular function: NAD+ poly-ADP-ribosyltransferase activity; NAD+-protein-arginine ADP-ribosyltransferase activity. Bases 127 to 933 code for a protein of 268 amino acids. The transcript is spliced from 3 exons. The record is from RefSeq and is a predicted model, not a curated record.